This is a messenger RNA of Coregonus sp. 'balchen', 1810 nucleotides long. The record is from the annotation of a GenBank genome assembly. NCBI's taxonomy places the organism in Eukaryota, Metazoa, Chordata, Actinopteri, Salmoniformes, Salmonidae.
CUCUCUUUUGGGCUCUCCCCCUUUUAUGUAAUCGAUUUGGAGUAUUUGCUCCAACAAGUAGUUUCCAGUCUUGAAGUCAGCAUGGAGAUGAAUUCCUCAGCGCUUUGUGCUUUGGCUAUUGUUCUGUUGGCAUUUGUAGAUUUGAAAAUAGUCUCUGCUGCUGAAACUGGAGGCAAAUCUACAGGUGAGUUGUUCUAAUUACUUUGCAUUAUUUGUCAUGAAACAGAUACUUUUUUGAAGUAGCGCCUACUACAUUUGACUGCUUUGUUGUAGGCCUACCUAUGUGGUGUGAGACACACUAGCCUAUAGUUGUGCAUAGGCACCUUUGCAACCUAUUUUGUUGUUUCUUACAAAAAAUACAAGCCAGCCAUCAUGACUUUAAUUUGCUAGUUGAAAGAAUCCAGCCUACUUAGAAAUUUUACGUACAUUUUAAGCAUACACUGAGUGUGCAUGUGAACUAUAAAGCUUCAGUUGAGAAAAAACAUGAGGUCAAAUUGUUUUGUAACAUUGCCGCAAGGUUGCUAUGGUACUGCGUAAUUACACCAUAAUUAACUUGAUUUGAGGUCUCCACAGUUCACUCCAACAAUUCCUCCUGCUCUCUCACAGUACCGAUCCUCCAGAAGGCAGGUCACUGCCCGCGGCUUCUGAACGUCGUGCCGUCACACAAGGGAUGCGUCUGCGAUGAGGACUGUCCUGGAGAUGACAAGUGCUGUGUCUUUGACUGUGGUGCCGUGUGUGUCCCACCUGCCUUCAGUAAGAACCUGACUGGUUGAUUUACAGUGUUCAGAAUGCUGUCAUCCAUUUUCAUGGGUGAUGUGGGGAAAACAUUGAUGAUGGAAGCCAAAUGACUCCUAUACUUAUUUAGACACAAAAAUACUUGGGGUAUAGUCUGCAGUCUUCCCACAAAUGCAAAUGCUAACCAUCUCCACACAAAUAUGACAGAUUUUCAGAAAAUGGUUCAGUCCAAUUGUAUCCAUAUGUUCAUGUCCCUUUGCAGUAAGUUGGGUUCCCUGACAUGUCUGCUCUGCAAAUUGUGUACCAAAAGCAAAGCCAGGAGUGUGCCCUCGCAGACUAUGGGGCUCAGGGAUGUGUGCUGAGUUCUGUUCCAACGACAGUGACUGCGCCAAUGAUGAAAAAUGCUGCCACAACGGAUGUGGGCAUGAGUGCAUUGCACCUUACACAGGUAGGAUAUGGUCCCAAAGUGACAGACACGACCUAUCCAUUGCAUUCAUUAUUGCUGCAUUACUCCGGAAACAAGAAAGCUGGGCUUGUUAUGUACAUGUCAUGCACAUGGGAAGAUAUAUUUCACAUACACUCUUUUUAGAGCUGAGACACUUCAGAAUAAUUCCCAGAGCCAUGUCUGCUUAUAGAGUCUAUAUAGAGUCUCGAGCAUUUUAAUAGUAAGACUUCAAAUGGGAAGAGUCAGUGUAGACUGACAAGUUGCUACUAUAGACCUAUGUUGCGACAGUAUAACUGAACACCUUUUUUUCUGUUACCAUAGUGAAGCCCGGUCGAUGUGCCCUGCCCAAGGGGACCCCCAUGUGUGCUGAGUACUGUUACCAUGACGGUCAGUGCCCAGAGGAACAGAAGUGUUGCCGGACAACCUGCGGCCACGCCUGUAGCGAGCCAUGCUCAUAGGACAGCAAGGUUUGGGUCGGGAAAUUAGUGACAACGCUAAUAGACUCCUCAAAUCCUUCAUUUCAACAAAAAAAUAAGAGUUCUCUUCCAAGAACAGGAAUGCUUCAGGUUUUUUUUUCUUUACUUGUUUGUAUUCCAAUCAAUAAAAUGGUCUGUGUAGCCUUUAAAUACA